UGCUUUUGUCCCUGGAAUGCUCUCCAGCGGAUAGCUCGUCGCCAGCGUAUGGCCAAUAAUUUAGGGGAAGGUUCUCAAAAAAAAAAAAGAGGGAAAGGUUCUCAAAAAAGAAGAAGAGGGGAAGGCGCCCCGGCAUGUGGAUAAUCAACCUGUGGGAGGAAGAACAUCUCGGCCUCAGAUAAGCAAGGCUGCCUCAGAGGAAUCAACAGUAAAUCGAAGUUCAACCAAUCUUACAAUGUCCUUAGCUGUGGAGCUAAAAUCCCCUUUCAUAAGACAUACUCAAGGUACCAAUGUUAGGGAUUUCCUUCAUGCUAAUGGAAAGGUCGUGCUAGAAAGAGUGGAUAACAACCAUAGCCUAAGAUCUUUCACUCAAAAAGAGAUAGAAGGCAUCACCGGUGGGUAUAGCACCCUGCUGGGAGAAGGGGGCUUCGGUAAGGUUUACAAGGGAAAAUUAGAUUAUCUUCGUCCAGUCGCAGUAAAGAAAUACAAAAAUGGAACCAAGAAAGAGGAGUUUGCCAAAGAGGUGAUAGUGCAUUCCCAGAUAAAUCACAAGAAUGUUGUUAGACUGUUUGGUUGCUGCACGGAGGAGAAUGCUCUUAUGAUCGUAAUGGAGUUUGUAUGCAAUGGCAACCUCUACAACAUCCUUCACUGCAGCAGCGAUGCUAAUGGUUCUGUCCCCUUCCCUUUGGACAAACGUUUGGACAUUGCUAUUGAGUCAGCUGAAGUAUUAUCAUACAUGCAUUCAAUGUAUAGUCCUGUUCUUCAUGGUGACAUCAAACCCGCUAAUAUACUGCUAGAUGAAAAUCUUCGGCCAAAGAUAUCGGAUUUUGGGAUAGCAAGAUUGCUUGCUGCUGACGAGACUCAGCAUACCAGAUCUGUCAUUGGUUGCAUAGGUUACGUGGACCCAUUGUUUUGUCAGAGUGGGAUUCUAACUCCCAAGAGUGAUGUAUACAGUUUUGGAGUUGUUUUGCUGGAAAUCAUCACCCGAAAGAAAGCUGUGGAUGGGACUAUCAUCCUUGCUCAAAAUUUUGCCGAAGCCCUGAGAAAAGGGAAAAAGGUGAGACAAAUGUUUGAUGAGGAAAUUGCGAAUGAUAAAAAGAACAUGAAAUUUCUUGAAGAUGUCGCAAAACUAGCAGCUGAAUGCUUGAAAAUGGAGGAUAAAAUGCGUCCAGAAAUGGUUGAAGUCGCGGACAGACUUAGGACAAUUAGAAAGGCCUACCGCCACCACAAGGGUAUAAAUGCUACAGGUAGCAACUCUGGACUUCCUAAAAGUGGAAAGGCAGAGGACGUGAUACCAUUAGUGGUACCAUCCAUUUCCAUGGAUGAACUGAAGGAAGUAACCAGGAACUUUAGCAUUGAUGCUCUAAUAGGACAGAGCUUACAGAUUAAAUUCUUUUUUGGAGUGCUGAAAGAUGGACGUAAAUCCAUGAUCAUGAAGAUUAGGCCUACUACAGAAAUUGUUUUGGAGGUUCCGGUGGUCUCAAGAUUCAGACAUGAGAAUGUUCUCCAGCUUCUCGGACACUGUGUUGAAGGAGACAACCGGGUUCUUGCUUGCGAGUACGCAUCCAGGGGAUCCUUGCAAGAUAUUCUUCAUGGUAAAAGCAAUGUUUCGGGAGCUGAACGAGGACCUGUUCUAUCAUGGACGCAACGCAUGAGGAUUGCCAUGGAUGCUGCAGCUGGGCUUGAGUUCCUCCACGAGAAAGCACAGCCUUGCAUAAUCCACAGUUGCAUCAGGUCCAGCAACAUAUUUCUCUUUGACAGGGACGUUGCAAAGAUUGGUUGGCCUGGUGUUUCCAGACAGGCUAACUACUGCACAGAAGCUGUCUGUUCUGUUUCUCGUGGUUAUGACGCGCCUGAGACUGUAAUGGGCGGUCAACAUUCUACGAUGAGCGAUGUCCACAGCUUCGGGGUUGUCCUGCUAGAACUUUUAACCGGUCGAAAGGAACUUGAUUGUACACUACCAUAUGCCCAACACUUUCUUGUGACAUGGGCUAGACCAAGACUUGAUAAAUGCAAGGUGCAAGAAAUUGUUGAUGCGAGGCUUGGAGGAGAUUACCCUCCCGAGGCUAUCGCCAAGAUGGCUGCAAUCGCGGCAUGCUGUAUACAGUCGAAGGCGGACCUCCGGCCAAACAUGAGCAGCGUCAUCAUGUACCUAAAGCCGUUGCUUCUCUAGCAGCUCAAACAAUCUUGUCGGCACUGUUGAAGCAUCUGGAUUCUGGAGUGUGAGGCAUCGUCUUCUCCAGGACUGAUAUUGCACGUGACGUAAUUUUUGUGGCAGAAUCAUGAUUGAAAAAUAGUGUAUAAUUUCUCAUUCACAUCGGCAGCAUGUAUGUAUAGUUUUGCAACCGGACAAGAUGAUGAAAUUCCCCAGUGCCCAAUUCCCACAUUUCCCGAGGCUUUGUAGCACAUAACAUUUAAGUAUAUGAGUCGCGCAUGCAUCAUAUGUGCUUCUCUUCUUUCUGGAGGAGGAAAUGGAAGAGUGGACAUGCA
Triticum urartu is the source of this 2490-nucleotide messenger RNA. RefSeq names its product wall-associated receptor kinase 4. Gene Ontology annotation, biological process: protein phosphorylation. The record is from RefSeq and is a predicted model, not a curated record. NCBI's taxonomy places the organism in Eukaryota, Viridiplantae, Streptophyta, Magnoliopsida, Poales, Poaceae. Gene Ontology annotation, molecular function: protein kinase activity; ATP binding.